Messenger RNA from Eleginops maclovinus (Patagonian blennie), 6440 nucleotides. It is a transcript of the gene knl1, whose product is annotated as kinetochore scaffold 1. The record is from RefSeq and is a predicted model, not a curated record. NCBI's taxonomy places the organism in Eukaryota, Metazoa, Chordata, Actinopteri, Perciformes, Eleginopidae. Gene Ontology annotation, biological process: attachment of spindle microtubules to kinetochore; cell division; protein localization to kinetochore. Gene Ontology annotation, cellular component: nucleus.
UUCAAACUGAAGACGUUAGAAUCAAGGUUCGUUGACGUUAGCAGCUAAAGAUAAUGAAAACCCUUUUAAGUUAGUGGCAUAGAACAGCAAUAUCCGUUAUUAAACAGAAGGAAUACACUCAGAACAACUACAAGGGGAAAAUGGAGUUUCCUGAUCCUGACAGAAAUGAGGGAGGCAGUGGAUUAUCCAAGCGGCGCAUUUCUUCGAUUUUAAAAGCACCACGAAGAUCGAUCAUAUGCCCUGACCCACAGCAGCCGGAAAAUGUGGUGGAGUGUCCCAAAUCAGUGGAAAACAGGAAGUCGAGAAGAGUCAGUUUUGCCCCUGCCAACGGUGUUCUCCUGUUUUCAGAUGAAGAAAAGAAUGGCUCUGCUGCUCGAUGUCCUUUCCAAGAGUUAAUACCAACAUCAGCACCAGCCACACAAAAUAGGGUCCAGUUGGCCGGCACUGAAGAUGGGAAACAACAAAUUUGGGGGAUGGAAACCCUUUUGAAUGCCCCUCUGCAUGCUUUUCAACAAAGGGAGGAGGUCAACUUUGAUGGGGACUUGGUGGAGAAAACGAUAAUGUUCUCGAAUGAUGCAUACAUGGACAUGACCCGCUGUCACACUAUAAACAUCGCCAGUGAUGCAGACUUACUGGAAGAUAUACCCCUCCAAAGCUAUGAUGUUUUACCCUCUAGAGGAGAUAAAACUGUGAUGUUCAGUGCACAUGAUGCAUCUAUGGAUUUGACCUCAAGUCAGACUGUGAAAAUCGCAAGUGUUCCUGUUUCACUGCCCACAAGCACGAGUUUGAAUUCAAGGGUGGAGAAGAGAAACACAUCUUCAGCAAUGCCGUUGUUGGAUUCUGGACUUGAAAACUUCAUGGCAUGCCUUUCUAAAACAUCGGGCCCCAGCUUUAACCCUGUGACCACCAGAACCAUGCCCGCUGCUGGAGCAUCCUCUGAAAAAGAAAACCGCUCCAUGGCCCAGAUGAGAGCAAUUUAUGUGGAUGAAGAAAAUCGGGUUCCAACUUCAGCUGUGAAGCUAAAUACAUCCAGAAAGAUUGGUGACUUUUUUUAUGGCAGUGAAAUCUCUCCACAAGAUGAUUUAAGCAUGGAUAUGACUGAAGCUCAGACAGGCCGCAUCCUCGGACCCACUGAUGAUGAUGAUGAUCCCUUUCAGUGUCUUUUUCCCACACAAGAGAUGUACUCCCAACAUGACAGAAGAGCGCCACAGAAAGCAGGGAGGACCAAACAGCAACCAAUCAGCAAAACAUCGGCAUCAUUCAACCCUAAAGAUAUGAUAUCCGUGAGGAAUCGUUCCAUCCAGGCAUCUCAUCAAAGACACGAGGUCGUCCUUGAUAAUAAAGAUGACUGCAGAGAUAAAACAAUAAGGUUCUCUGCAGGCGACAAGUUGAUGGAUAUGGGUCAAACAGUAAACUCUGCUAGUGGUUCAUUGGCUAAUCGAAAACAAAACAUGGAGAGAUUUCCCCCUUGUGGUAAAAUAGACAGUGCUUCAUCUAUGGACGAGAGAAAAAGGGAAAAUAACGGUGUGCCUGGCGCUCCAGCAAAUGGGGUGGAUCUAGGGAUUACCUUCCUUUCAAGUCUCUCUAAAGUUCGCACCCCCAGUGAUAAUCCAGCAAUUGCUAGAGCGGUACCUUCCUCUGCAGCAUCCUUUAGGGAAACUGUCAACACAAACAGCGCCCUCUCCCAGCGUAGAAGUAAUGUUGGUAAAGAGAAUCAGUCACAAAUUACAUCCAGGAGCUUUGGAGAAUCACUUAAUGGAGGUACAAUCUGUGCUGAAAAUGACGGCAUUACAGGACCCGCAUGUUCAGAUGUUCCUUUCCAGUUUCUGUAUCCCACACAAGACAUGUACACCAACAGUGAAAGUGUGAAGAAACAAGAGCUGACUUCAGGAGCGAAGAAAAGCAAAGUGCUGGGAUCCUCUAAUCUCACAGGUAUGGGAACCUCCUUGAAACCACAUUUGAAGACACAUGUGCUAAGAAAUCCGGUCAAAUUUGAUAAAACAGUGAGGGGUUCAGCUGACGAUGGCUGUAUGGAUAGGACCCAAAGCAACAAUGUAAACGUUUUAAGUGGUUUACAACUGCAGUCGCACCCACAUCUGGACUUCCUACCUGCCUGUGGAGAGAAAACAGUCAGGUUUAAUGCAGAUGAUUUAGCUAUGGAUGUGACACGAAGCCAAACUGUAAAAAUUCCCACUGAUUUUGAGUCACAGUCUUACCAAAAUGUGGAAAGUCUCCCCACUUUUGGAGAGAAAACCGUCAGGUUUAAUGCAGAUGAUGCAGCUAUGGAUAUUACAAGAAACCACACGGUAAACAUUGCCACCGAUUUUGCACACCAGCCCCACAAAUAUGUGGAAAUUCCACCUGCAGGUGGAGAAAAAACAGUCAGGUUUAAUGCAGAUGAUGCCUGUAUGGAUGUGACACGAAGCCAAACUGUAAAAAUUGUCACAGAUUUUGAGUCACAGUCUUACCAAAACAUGGAAAGUCUACCUGCCUGUGGAGAGAAAACCGUCAGGUUUAAUGCAGAUGAUGCCUGUAUGGAUGUGACGCGAAGCCAAACUGUCAAAAUUGUCACAGAUUUUGAGUCACAGUCUUACCAAAAUGUGGAAAGUCUCCCCACUUUUGGAGAGAAAACCGUCAGGUUUAAUGCAGAUGAUGCAGCUAUGGAUAUUACAAGAAAAAAGUUGGAAAGUCUACCUGCUUGCGGAGAGAAAACAGUCAGGUUUAAUGCAGAUGAUGCCUGUAUGGAUGUGACACGAAGCCAAACUGUCAAAAUUGUCACUGAUUUUGAGUCGCAGUCUUACCAAAAUGUGGAAAGUCUACCUGCCUGUGGAGAGAAAACAGUCAGGUUUAAUGCAGAUGAUGCCUGUAUGGAUGUGACACGAAGCCAAACUGUAAAAAUUGUCACUGAUUUUGAGUCGCAGUCUUACCAAAAUGUGGAAAGUCUACCUGCCUGUGGAGAGAAAACAGUCAGGUUUAAUGCAGAUGAUGCCUGUAUGGAUGUGACUCGAAGCCAAACAGUUAAAAUUGCCACUGAUUUUGAGUCGCAGUCUUACCAAAAUGUGGAAAGUCUCCCCGCUUGUGGAGAGAAAACAGUCAGGUUCACUGCCACUGAUGCAGCUAUGGAUGUGACCAAGUGUCUUACUGUAAACAUUGCCAGCAUAGCGAAAUCUGAUCCACAUCUUCCACACAGAGGAGCGAACAUUUUAUCCACCAAUGAAAACAGGGAUUUCCCUUUAUCUGCGAAGAAGGGACAGCGACCGCUUAGAAACCAAUCCUCAUUGGCACACACUUUGGAUAAUGGAUUUAAAAACUCCCUGUCCAGCAAAAGUGGUGCGUGUGCUAAUGCUGUGAACACCGGAGAAGUGUUUGCUGCUGAAGGCCUUCAAGAAACUGUAAACACAAAUGGCCUACUUUACCAACUUAAAACACAGAAGCCCAGUGUGGAUACUGAAAAUGAAGCUCCAGCUGUCAAGCAGAAGCCAGAAAACAAAACCGUGACAGUAGAGCCACAGGGUGAUGUAAGCAUGGAUAUGACUGAAGCUCUAACAGGUGGCAUUCUGGGACAAACGUUUACAGAUGAGCCACCUCAAUGCCCCCAGAUCAAUGAAGCACUAGGAUCAUGCAACUCUGAUGGCGUGGAAAUCCUUAACUUUCCUGGUUCUCCAGACUCAAAAGAAACAUGCAACUGGAAGGAACCUGAACCAAGAAAUCAAACUUGUACUUUACCACAGAGGAUGGAGAGUUCUCCUGGUGCUGUUGUUGACGCUGCGCCUUCACGGAAGUCUAGACGAAUGAGUUUAGCCGAUCUUCAGUCAAAAGUGAGACGCUUAAGCCACAUUCUAAACACAGCUCCUGAUACUAUGGCUCUAGACAGCUGCACAGCACCUGUGUAUGGACUGGAAAGCGAAAUGGACAAAAACUCAAUGGACAAAAUAACAUUCCUGCCUGUAAUAGAGCCUGAAAUUGGUUUACAAAAUGCAGAAGCUCAAUGUCUUACACAAGAGGAACCCUCUACUCCCCCUUACAACUUGAAGACUAAAUCACUGAUGUCCAGACUCUCAGUAGGAGGCUUUAAGGCGAGACUCCCGCAAAGAAACAAACCCGAUGAUAAAAAAAAGGAGACUUCUCUGGGAGAACAUACAAGGACAGUGAAUGUCACUCAUCAACUGAGCAACUUUGACCAUGAUGUGAGCGAUAUCUACGAUGAGGAGCUUGGUAGCUAUGAAGAUGUGUCAGAAACACUGGACAUGGUGAGUCCUCCGAGAGCCACGGAUCAAGAGGGUGCUACCCAGGACUUUUACAUGGAGGAGCUUUUAAAGGACGACGUGUUUCUACAGGACUUGAGCAGCUGUGUAAAAACAAAAAAGAGGCCUUUGUCAGAAGAUGAAAAUGAUACAGAGGAUGAGAAGAGAUUGAAAACAUCCAAUGAGGAAGCCACUGAGAUUGAAAAGGGAUUACAGUCUGAGGUUGAGGAGUGCGACAGUAACAUUACUGCAGCUCAGAGCAUGCCGACACACACCACAGAUUACAUCGACAGCAGUCACACAGCCAGCACGACAUGUGAGGCUAGUUUGGAGUCAUCUUCCAAACAAAGCCUGUUUGAAUCACAGCUUGAAGACUACGCCAGUGAGUUACAGAGGAAAGUAGACGACGGCUCCAUUACAGUGUUGGAGUUCUUUAAAAUCUUCAACAUAGAUUUUGUCAUCCAUCAACCUCGAGAGAGCAUCCUCCCUAGCAGAUUGGACACAGAUCACACACAGAUGGAUCUAUUGGUGGACAAACACAUCAACGGUCCCAAAGCGACGGUGUACAAGUCAGACGUCCGGAACCUCACAGAGAUGGUGAACGGGAUGAAGGAGCGAAUGCAGGACUUGGACAGACCACUGAAGAUUGUUAAUAGAGCUUUGUGGGAUGAAGUGAGAAAUGUUACAGAGGAAGAGCUCAAUUUGUUCGGUGAAAAACUAAAAGAGAGAAAUAAACUCCUCAGGAAGACAAGCAAAGUUCAGUCGCAUGAAAUAAAGGAGGUCUUGUACUCGAACCUUGUCCAGGCUAAUCUGAAGGAGCAACAGAGGCUGAGAGGCACGAUUGAUGAAGCCGAUGAGAUGAUAAAGAGUUUGGAUGACUGUAUUAAUGAAUUACAAACAGAACUUGCUGCAGUUGAGGAAAAAGGCUUUGAAGACAAACCAAGUCUGAAAUCCCUUCAGGAAGAAAUGGAGAAAGCCACAGAGGCUUUGACUGACAAUGACCGAAAAAUAGCCGAGCUGGAGAUGCAGAAGAAGCAGAAUUCUAACAAAGUGAACCAGCUAAGAACGGAGACGAGGAGACUUGAGAGUCACUCCGACACACUGGAUCUGCUAAAUGAAUGGAAGUUUGCAGGGAGGAGCGACAACUGCACCAUCUACACUUUCCUCUACGAGACCUUCCAUCUGCAGCUGGAGUUUGAGAAAUCCGAUGGAAAUGAUUCCGAUCAGUCUGAGAGGAAGCUUUGUCAAAUCACAUUCAAACUUCAGCUCGAUGAUGAGAAGUCGCGGGGCCACGCCUGCCUCGUUCACAAACUGCUCUCUCAGUACGCAGAGGAACAAAGUGACUGGGUGGAGAAGUAUCCAACGAGCAGACAUGUUCCAACGCUGCUGCACGAUGUUAGCCUGGUGGUGAGUCGCUGUCGGCUGCUGGGGGAGGAGCUCCGUCUGCUGGACAUGUGGGGGGGUCUGAGGCUCGAUAUUCUCAGCAUCAGCUGUGUGGACACUCGAGUGCACAUUGUCUUCAGCAGUCUCAAGUCACUUUCCAAGUUUGAGGUGAUCUUCUCUGUCAGUUUGAUCAACCACCACUGUGUCCUUCAAGUGCAGAGCUUCAAAAACGUGAUCGGAAACAGAACGAUCGGACAGAUCGAGGAGAUCGUGGCGUCGUUCAGUCCAGCCAAAAACCUCCUGACUGAUAUUAUCAAAAAGAUUCAUGAAACUCUGCUCUGUUGAGACCAGGACGUUUGAUUCCAAUCAUCAAACUCCUUUGUAUAUUGUAGAUGUUGACAAAUUAUAAGAAGACAUGUAUAUAGUGAAGUUGUUUGUUUCUAUUCUGAUGUUUUUAACUGUAUUUUGUGUUCAUGCCACUGCGCCAGAUAAACUGAUCCUAAUAUUUUUGGUUCGAUUAAUAUUUUCUCAGUGAUCAUGUGAGCGAUUUAAAAACACUGGUCUGAAACAACUUCAGUGCAGUUUCCAGAGUAGCCUGCAGAUGGUGAACAUGGACCAAACUUACAGUACUUUGUUUUACUUACAGUGUACAGCAUGUUUCAUCUUGUCGUAGUUUAGUCCUGAAAAUGUAAAUACUUCUCUCUACGUCUUGUUCUUUUUUAUUACCACAGUUCUUCCGAUACUUUUGACUUUUGGAGAAGAAAAAAAAGUUUUGUACUAGCAAAAAAAUAAAUAAAUACAAGUUUUCAAUCA